Messenger RNA from Solanum lycopersicum (tomato), 1215 nucleotides. NCBI's taxonomy places the organism in Eukaryota, Viridiplantae, Streptophyta, Magnoliopsida, Solanales, Solanaceae. The record is from RefSeq and is a predicted model, not a curated record.
UACAUUCACAAUCACAAGUAAUAAAAUUGUUCAAAACAUGUAAUUUUAUAAUUUUUUUAGCUUGUUAAAAUAAUUAGGUCUAAAGAUUGUUCUUGUGUCAUGUAGCUCAUAUCCCUUUGCAAUUGAAAUUUCUUAUAUCAAGGGGAUGCUUAGAUCUGAAACAAUGAGAUCUGAAGAUGUGAGGCAAUAGAUCCUAAUUCUAAAAAAAUUCUAUCGAAAGAAAAUCAAGCAGUGACUAUGUUGUUGCAUCUUCUCAAAGAUCUGAAGAUGUGAGGCAGUAGAUCCUAUUUCUAAGAAAAUUCUAUCAGAAGAAAAUCAAACAGUGACUAUGUUGUUGCAUCUUCUAAAAGGCCCCUUCGCAAUUGAAAACAUUUCGUACAAUCAAAUUUAUUCAUAGUGCAUUCUUCAAAUUUGAAGCAGUGAUCAAAUAGAACAUCACAUUUUGGUAUUGAAGAGAUUUUAUCAGUCAAACGAUGAUCAUGUCAUUGCAUCUUUAUCGUUAUUCAAACAAAGGGAGUAAAACUUUGGAGUAAAUGAGAAAAAAAAAAGAUACAACUGAGACGGGGGUUCCAAAAGGUCCCAUUUUUCAAAAUAUUCAUCUUGCUUUGCUGAGAGUCUAUCUGCCCGCUGCCGCCGAUUGCCGUCGCCGCUGCUCGUCGUCUUCAUCUGUGAGGAACCGUUUGAAUUGCGUUGCACAAUGCCAUCUCUCCAAACAGCAUUACCCCCUGAACUUGCCAACAACGCCAUCCGACUUUAUCGAGAGUGUCUACGACGAGCAAAAUACAUUGGCAGUAAGCAACAUAACACACAGCUUCUUGUUGGUAUGGUGAGACAGCAGUUCAAAAAGCAUAUGCAUGAGACUGAUCCAGAUAAAAUUCAGAAAUUAAAGGAUGAUGCCGCGAGGGGGCUUAUAAAUCACAUGCUGCAUGAAUCUGAGAAGAUGACUGGCCGGAAAUUCAGCCAGGGUUCUUGAAAUCGCCUGCUAGCGAAAUAUCAAUGCAGAGACAAUAAAGACACACUCUAAAUUUUGCCUAUUAAUGCUCAACUUUUUCUAAUCUACCUUUUUUGGACAGUAGUUUUUAGGCUGCCUUCUCCACAUCUUUGUUAGUUGAAAAACUGUAGUGUCUCAAUUGAUAAUCUUUAAAUGAUGAGUGUGAAGUGGCCCUUUUUGGAAUAAGCAAUUCAUUAUCAACGUGUUUGGAAUUUCAAUGUCUA